AAGUUGGCGUUGAUUAUCUAACAUGAGUGUUGUCAAGUCGCAAGGCUGCCAACUUGUGGCAAUCUGAAGCGAAAUUGUCCAACACAUGCGUAAACAUAUUGGCGCCGGCAAUUUGUUGCAUCUCUUACAUUAUUAAUAAUAUAAAUCAAAAUGCGAACAGUAACAGAUCCCGAUCACAGCAUAUUGAUGGGCGAAGCCAUCAGUUGCUACGAAAUAUGCGAAAACGACUUUGCCUACAACCUGAUCUGUGUUGCUCAACAAAAACAUCUCUCGUUGAUAUUAAUUAGUUUGCCGGAGGAGAGCGGCGAUUUCGUGUGGAAUCAUUUACAGGACAUGGAGAUACCAGACGAAGACGCCCGCUGUCACAAGAUCGCCUUCUCGCCAGAUACCUCUCUGAACUGCACGCCAAACAAAGUAACCAUUUGCACUUCGAUUGGGAAGUGCGGCAUGACACUUUUCCACACGAACCUAAAUCAGUUUAGCAGCGUGCAAUCCUUGCGAGGACACAGCAAUUAUGUAAACGACAUUGCCUGGGUCUGCGAAGGCGAGCUGCUAGCCUCUGUGAGCGAUGACUUCACCUGCAAGUUUUGGAACGUCACAACGACUUUUGAGAACGUUAUCACCUUCUGCCUGUCAUCGGCGGGCGUAUCAAUUAAAAGCCAUCCAGAGGAUCCCAACAAAGUGCUUGUGGCUGAGAAGCGUGGUAUUAUCCAUUUGUAUAAUGUGCGCAGCAAGCAAACAGUUGUGUCCGUUGAAUCGCCGAAAUUUCCGCUCAUGUCCGCGGAUUGGGCAAACAGUAACAGGCUGUUUGUAACGGCUUUGGCUGGCGGAGAUAUUGUCACUUGGGAUCUGAGCCGUCCAUUUGUCCCAGCCGAUAUAAAGCAGGUGCACGAAGAUGGCGGUCGCAUUGUGCGCUUCGCUCCUGGCAGCACAGAGAUCGCAAUGGCCAGCAUUGGUCGUCCGGAUCUUACUUUGAAAGUUUUUGUGGCAAAGUCAACGGUGCCGCUAAUUGAGUCGCCCCUGAAAACCUAUGGUGGCCUGGCUUGGCACCAUCGCUUGCCAUACAUAAGUGCAGCAUCUGAUAAAAAAUUGUAUUUUUGGAAGGUCCAAAUUAAAUAAUCAGGAAGGGAAUCAUAAUAAAGAA
Molecule: messenger RNA, 1144 nt
Organism: Drosophila novamexicana
Lineage: Eukaryota; Metazoa; Arthropoda; Insecta; Diptera; Drosophilidae
Gene: Nup37
Product: nucleoporin Nup37
Exons: 3
Coding region: 151-1119 (322 amino acids)
Cellular component (GO): nuclear pore outer ring
Molecular function (GO): protein binding
Source: RefSeq, a predicted model, not a curated record